AACACUUAUCGAAGUCUCGACCUUCUCGUACUACUUCAACCAUAAAGCUUUACAACCACACCGACCUUCAUCAUACCAGUUUUGUUGCGCCGGCUCAACACUAGGAGCAACAUCGUUCACCUCUUUUCUCACUACUCCCCAUAAUUAUAGUCGAAACUGCCAAUAUGUCAGCGCACGUCGAAGUGGUCUCUACGGACCUGAGGAGGACGAAGGUCAAAGUUACGCCCGGAACCUAUCUGAUCGAUGUUCUGGGAGAAGCCUGUCAAAAGUUCAACCUGAACAGUGACAAAUACCAACUUAAACACAAGCAAAAGCUCAUUGAUCUGUCUGGUCCGUUUCGGACGUCAGGUCUCGCGCCAGGCGCCAAGCUCGAACUCGUUCAAAAGUCUAAGAGCGCAGCAGUUGUAUCGAUAGCCCUCGAUGUUAACGGUCAACGGUACACGAAGAAGCUAUCCAGCGACAUGACGCUGUGGCAAAUCAUGCGGCAGUUCGAGGUUGCGGAGCAGGGGUUAAACCUGACCGGCAGAGGCACACCUAAGAGCAGUACCGGCCCUCAGGGAACCAGCGGCCAGUUAUACUUCGAGGCGCCAGUGGUGAACAUCAUGGGCAGGGAGUACACUUCGAUGGAGGAUCUACAGAAGACGCUGUCCCAAUGCGGUAUCAAUUCUGGCAACAUCGUUCUGCGGGUUUCCUUCCGCGACACCGACAAGACCCUGUAUGAGGCGAUGCAGGAUAUCGGCCAAUAUCUCAAGGAAGUGGAACCAGAUCAACCGAAGACACAGGCAGGCGAACCUUCAGCACCAGCGACUGGGUCAGCACCGGCGAUAGAGGAACCUAUAGAAGAUCUGACUCUAGCUGCGGGCCCGAAGCCCGUCAAGGAGAGUACGUUGGCAGAGCCAGAACUACAGGUAGGCUCUGCAGAGGCAGCCAAAGCCGCGGUCCCGGUUACCCCUGCUGCGGAACCGGUUCCGAAGACCGAUCCGAUGGACAUCGUCGAUGAGGUGGUUGCUGCUCCUCCUGUUCCUCCUACGGAGACCACUACCAGCGAACUCAGCGACCCGCUCGAACCUACGGGCGUUUUCAAUGCCCCGUCCUCUACCACUCCCCUCGCCGCCCGGGUCCAGGUAGACGAUUCCGUGUAUGAGCCAACCAUCGCCCAUGCUCAGCUACGGCAACAACAGCUUCUGCAACGGGCGCAAAACCAACGGCUCAAAUCCGACGCUGAGCUGGCGGCUGAUGCGGCUGAGGAAGCAGCUCGGCUCGCCAAGAUCACGCGGGUUGAUAUCAAGGUCCGUUUCCCGGACCAGACAUCAGCGCAGUGGACAGUCACACCAGAGCACACUGGUGCUUUCCUAUACCAGGCGGUCAAAGGAGUCAUGGCCCAUCCUGACCAGCCUUUCCGCCUAAUCCUCCCGGGCACGCAUCCGAUCGUUGUGGUUCAAGAUGGCAACAAGAGGCUGGUGGCGGACUAUAAGCUCCGGGGAAGAGCACUGUUGAAUCUUGUAUGGGAUGAUGCGGCGUCGGAGGAGGCGCGCAAGUCGCCAUUCUUAAAGGGCAGUGUGGCUAGCCGAGCGCAGGAGGUGGUUGUGCCGGACGUCGCACAGGAGGACGGCGAAGAUGAGAAGGAAGUCCAAGCUGGACCGUCGUCGUCGAGCGGCCAAGAAGUGAAGCGGAAGGGUGAUCAUGGUCUGGAUUCUGAUGCUGUCAAGAAGAAGUUGGGGAAGUUGUUCAAGCUGCCUGGUAGGAAAUGAGCAGCUCGCGACGACCUUGAUGGACGAUGCUUCCACGGUUUUGUGCUUCCGAGUUGUACAGGCUUUCUAGUAGCAGCCAUCUGUAUUGUUGGGCGUUCCCUGGGAGGUAGCUGUACAGGGACUGGAUAGGGAGUAGAUAAUGUGACAGCGCUUCUAUAACAACGCACAGUCUAUAUGGAAACGAGAAGUAGCAAAGCGUAAUCGACAUACAAUACACAAUGCUAAUGGUGCAAAGCAAAGUUG
Molecule: messenger RNA, 1994 nt
Organism: Neurospora tetraspora
Lineage: Eukaryota; Fungi; Ascomycota; Sordariomycetes; Sordariales; Sordariaceae
Product: GLUT4 regulating protein TUG-domain-containing protein
Exons: 2
Coding region: 165-1751 (528 amino acids)
Biological process (GO): intracellular protein transport
Cellular component (GO): nucleus; vesicle membrane; cytoplasm
Source: RefSeq, a predicted model, not a curated record